Molecule: messenger RNA, 2444 nt
Organism: Drosophila elegans
Lineage: Eukaryota; Metazoa; Arthropoda; Insecta; Diptera; Drosophilidae
Gene: Nhe1
Product: sodium/hydrogen exchanger 8
Exons: 5
Coding region: 121-2073 (650 amino acids)
Biological process (GO): regulation of pH; sodium ion transport; proton transmembrane transport
Cellular component (GO): membrane; Golgi apparatus
Molecular function (GO): sodium:proton antiporter activity
Source: RefSeq, a predicted model, not a curated record
CCUGUGACGAUAAACAUCAGAUAGGCCGAUAAACAGCUGUUUGCGAAGAAAAACAAAUUGUAAUUUUCUAAAGUUAAAUGCGAACGUUAUUAGCGACCACUUCACGAUUUGUCGGCCAAAAUGAGGUUUUGGCUACUUUGCGGUGCGGUUGUCGUUUGUCUUUCCCUUCAAGUGGCGGCAGAGGACAACGGCGACCAGGAGCUCGCCAAGAACAUCAAAAUCAGCAACUCCACCACUCCAGAAAGUACUAACUCCUCACACAACCCAUCGCCCGACAUUUCGGCCAGUCCUCUAGCAAAUGUGUCGCCCUCAACUGCUGCUUCUGUCAAUGGAAGCACCACGACGAAAAAGGGCAACGCAUCCUCGCUGGCUACGGAACCCCCACUCAUAGACUCCCACGCUGUCGAGCAGGAGCACAAUUCCUCGCUAUCCCUGUUCUUUGUCAUCUGCGUAAUCAUGCUUGGCAUCCUGCUGAUCCACUCAAUGCUGCAGACCGGAUUCCAGUAUUUGCCGGAGAGCAUUGUGGUGGUCUUUUUGGGCGCCUUUAUCGGCCUGUCGCUGAACGUGAUGUCCGGAGAGACUGGCAGCUGGAAGCGCGAGGAGGUAUUCUCGCCCAUGGGCUUCUUUCUGGUCCUCCUGCCACCUAUUAUUUUCGAGUCCGGCUACAAUCUGCAUAAGGGAAACUUCUUUCAGAACAUCGGAUCCAUCCUGGUGUUUGCCAUAUUUGGCACAACGAUUUCCGCCCUGGUCAUCGGGGCAGGGAUUUACUUGCUGGGCCUGGCAGAAGUGGCAUUUCGACUCAGCUUUUCCGAGUCCUUUGCCUUUGGCUCGUUAAUCUCGGCGGUUGAUCCUGUCGCAACUGUGGCCAUCUUUCAUGCCUUGGACGUGGACCCAAUACUGAACAUGUUGGUGUUUGGGGAGAGCAUCCUGAACGACGCCAUAUCGAUUGUGCUGACCGCAUCCAUCACCCAAUCGGCCAACGCUAAUGCCGAGGCCAGCACUGGGGAGGCAAUGUUCAGUGCGCUGAAGACCUUCUGCGCCAUGUUCUUUGCGUCUGCCGGCAUUGGAGUCAUCUUCGCCUUGAUAUCGGCUCUGCUGCUCAAGCACAUCGAUUUGCGGAAGCAUCCCUCCCUGGAGUUUGCCAUGAUGCUUAUGUUUACCUACGCCCCCUACGUCUUGGCCGAGGGAAUCCAUUUAAGCGGUAUCAUGGCCAUACUGUUUUGUGGAAUCGUCAUGUCUCACUACACGCAUUUUAACCUAUCGACGGUCACUCAAAUUACCAUGCAGCAAACGAUGAGGACUCUGGCUUUCAUAGCAGAGACCUGCGUUUUUGCCUAUCUGGGCCUGGCUAUCUUCUCCUUCAAACACCAAGUAGAACUUUCUUUUGUUAUUUGGGCAAUUAUAUUAUGUCUAAUUGGCCGGGCUUGCAACAUUUUUCCUCUCGCCUUUUUGGUCAACAAGUUCCGCGAGCAUAAGAUCAACAACAAGAUGCAGUUCAUUAUGUGGUUCUCGGGCCUUCGUGGCGCCAUUUCCUACGCGCUAUCUCUGCACUUAAACCUCGAUAGUCAGGAAAAGCGCCACGUAAUCAUAACGACUACAUUGAUUAUUGUGCUAUUUACCACGCUAGUAUUGGGCGGCUCGACGAUGCCGCUGCUUAAGUAUCUUAAGCCCGGUAAGAAACGCCGCACACGAGGCUCUGUGCGGAACACCACUGAGGAGGGAAGGCGUCGAAGUGGCAGCGGUCGGAAGAGGUCCAAGUCCAUUUCCCUCUCGAAGACCCGCGAAUGGGGCCAGGCCAUUGACUCGGAACACCUGUCCGAGCUCACCGAGGAGGAGGACGUCACCUUUACACAGGCUCGCGAUCGCUUUGGGCGCUUGGAUCGCAAGUACUUUAUUCCGUUCUUUACGCGACGCUUCAACAGUCAGGAACUGCAUGAAUGCAAGUCGCAGAUGGCCGACCUGACUAACAAGUGGUACCAAGCCAUUCGCGUAAGUCCAUUGGAUUCGGAUGAAUCGGACGAAGAAAUUGGGUUGGCGGCCAGCACAAGUCAGAGCCAUCUAACGCGAUCGUAGGAAUUCGAGGGCUGUUCGAGGAACAUUGGCUGUGUUAAGACACCUUGGUGGCCAAAUGGAACGAUCGUAUAUAUUAUGCUAGUUUAAAUUUAGGAUUUUUCAUUUAUAUAACGCGGUGGUGGUAAUUGUUAACUUGUGUAUAUUUGGCUUGUUCCAAAAUGCUUAUUUUGUUAGAUCUAUAUGCAAUGAUUCAUCCGUGUCAUGGCAACUCCUUUAUUUAUUGCACAAGAAAGCUGGACUUAAAAAUGGCCACAAAGCAUGCGUCAGUAACUUAUAUUAAUACAAAUUAUUGAUACUUGAAUGAAUGUUAUUGCUGUAAUUGUGAUUUUGUAAUUUUUGAAACCAAAAUAAAUAUUUAAUUGUGAUACCAA